UCGUCCGCCUCCCCGGUGGCUCCAUUGGCGCUGGCCCGCAUUGGGGGGAUCGAUUGGCUGCCCAGCUGGCACUGACGUCCCCUUGGAGCCUGGUGGCAGCUGGAGGUAAACAGCCAUGUGCAAUCUUCCACUCUAUAUUUAACAGCUGCCGCGGAGAAGGCAGGGAGGCAGGGAGCAGUGGCGGCUCCAGGGGCAGCUCGUCUUCGGGGAGAAGGCCUCGCAGCCGGGUGGGCACCGGCCCUCGCACUGUGAGCGUCGCCAUGCCAGCCUCCCAGAGCCGGGCCCGGGCCCGGGACCGCAACAACGUCCUCAACCGGGCCGAGUUCCUGUCCCUGAACCAGCUCCCCAAGGGGGCUCCAGAGCCCCGCAGCUCGGGCAGGAAGGCAUCGGGCCCCUCGGUGCAGCCCCCACCCCCUGGGGACGGGGCCCGCGAGCGGCGCCAGUCGCAGCAGCUGCCGGAAGAGGACUGCAUGCAGCUGAACCCCUCCUUCAAGGGCAUCGCCUUCAACUCCCUGCUAGCCAUUGACAUCUGCAUGUCCAAGCGGCUGGGGGUGUGCGCCGGCCGGGCCGCGUCCUGGGCCAGCGCCCGCUCCAUGGUCAAGCUCAUUGGCAUCACAGGCCAUGGGAUCCCCUGGAUCGGGGGCACAAUUCUCUGCCUGGUGAAGAGCAGCACGCUGGCUGGCCAGGAGGUGCUCAUGAACCUGCUUCUGGCCCUGCUCCUGGACAUCAUGACGGUGGCCGGCGUGCAGAAGCUCAUCAAGCGACGUGGCCCGUUCGAGACGAGCCCCGGCCUCCUGGACUACCUCACCAUGGACGUCUAUGCCUUCCCCGCCGGGCACGCCAGCCGCGCGGCCAUGGUGUCCAAGUUCUUCCUCAGCCACCUGGUGCUGGCGGUGCCCCUGCGCAUCCUGCUGGUGCUCUGGGCCUUCUGCGUGGGCCUGUCGCGCGUCAUGAUCGGCCGCCACCACAUCACCGACGUCGUCUCAGGCUUCAUCAUCGGCUACUUCCAGUUCCGCCUGGUGGAGCUGGUCUGGAUGUCCUCCAACACCUGCCAGAUGCUCAUCUCCGCCUGGUGAGCCGCCGGCCCGUGCUCGGGAGGAGGCCGGCCGGCGGAGGGGUGAGCAGGGCGGCCGGCUCAUCCUCCCCAUCCUGUUGGAGGCUGGUGGCCUCGGGCGGGCCCACUCUGUGACUGGCAUGUCUGGUAGCACUGGGUGCCCCCACCUCUUUGCUCGGACUCCGAGUCUCCCUGGGCAGGCCGGGGCCCAGCCGUGGGGACAGCCCUGCUUAGCUUCUGCUCUGGAGACAACAGGCGAGAACCAAGACGGCGGGGAGGGGCCAAGCCUGUCUUGUCCUUCCGUCGUCAUGACUGUCGAGUUCCUGGCUGUGCCCACCAUGCUACAGCACGAUGCUUGGCCAAAUACCCCCACCCACUGCCAACAGAGGUGCCAUUGCCAUUAACCGUCAUCACUGGCUUAGGGCAGCACCUUCCGAAGGGUGCCCUACUGGACGCUAGCCUGAAGAUGCUUUAGGAAGAAAAAGGGCUUUGGGGUCAAAUAAAUUUGGGAAAUGCUGCAUACUCUGCCCCCAUAUUGGACCUUCACGAGGGCUGUUAUUGUCAGAAACGCUCUGACAAGCCCUGCAGAAAAGCUUCCUGUUGAACCUUGUUUAACCCAUGUUUCCUAAACUGAUUUGACCACAGAACCCUUUUCUUGUGGAACAGCCAUGAACCCCUAAGGAACCACCUUGUCCUCAAGCGCGUGCUGGGAGAUGCUGCCCAGGAGCUGAAGGGCCUGAGGCAUGAGCUGGCCUUUCCCAGCGCCGGGCCCUGAGCCUGGGGAGACCAGGUGUCCGUGCUGUCACCUGCAGAAAGCCCACGGGCAUGGGCAUCAGUGCCGCUUUGGCCCCCAGGGGCCGGACUCCGUGUGACCUAAUAGGUCGUUUCCAAGUCAACCGUUAUGGAUGUGCAUUUCCUGUGACAAUACAGAUGAUAUGCGAA
This is a messenger RNA of Diceros bicornis minor, 1996 nucleotides long. It is a transcript of the gene PLPP7, whose product is annotated as phospholipid phosphatase 7 (inactive). The record is from RefSeq and is a predicted model, not a curated record. Gene Ontology annotation, molecular function: sphingosine-1-phosphate phosphatase activity. Lineage: Eukaryota; Metazoa; Chordata; Mammalia; Perissodactyla; Rhinocerotidae. Bases 261 to 1076 code for a protein of 271 amino acids. Gene Ontology annotation, cellular component: nuclear envelope. The transcript is spliced from 2 exons.